This is a messenger RNA of Onthophagus taurus, 2389 nucleotides long. Its product is annotated as polycystin-2-like protein 2. The record is from RefSeq and is a predicted model, not a curated record. Gene Ontology annotation, molecular function: calcium ion binding; calcium channel activity. Gene Ontology annotation, biological process: detection of mechanical stimulus. Gene Ontology annotation, cellular component: membrane. NCBI's taxonomy places the organism in Eukaryota, Metazoa, Arthropoda, Insecta, Coleoptera, Scarabaeidae.
AUUUUAAAUGAUUAAUUCGUUAAAAAUAAAAGUCAAAAAUUAAUUGAAAUGGAGUACAGCUCAUCAUCAGAACACUCCGAUAAAGACCGCGAAAAAGACAAAGAGGUUUUCAAAAAAGAUAGAAAGUACGAUUUCGAUAAAUUUCAAAAAACCAAAUGGGUCACCGGCGAAAUGGGGCCUUAUUUCAAAAGGGAUUUAUUUUUGCUCGUUCACGCUCGAGCGACAAUUCUUUACGUAGCUUUCGUCGUUUGUUUGACCGUUGCUGCCCUGGGCAUGGUUGACGACAAAAUGUUUUUUAUGAGUCAAUCGCUUCGCGAUCACCUCAAAGAACAAGCCGGCCAUGAAAGUCCGACUUUAGAAGAAACUUCCACAGUCAAAUUUGAAGAUAUUACGACCAUCGAAAAGAUGUGGGAUUUCAUUCGAAACCAUUUGAUAAAGUAUUUGCACGCUCAACAAUUUCCGGGAACUUUGCGACCUUUAGAACCAGAAGAUGAUAAUAUAACCGAUAACGACACGGAAGAUGCAAUUAUUGAUGAAGUCGAAGAAAUAGAGUUAUCUACAUUGGAAUCUGGAUCUUCAGAUGAACCACCAAAACGGAAAAGACAAGCUGAUGACACUGCUACAUCUGGGAAUUCGACAGGAAAUGAGAAUGACACGUUAGAUGAAGACUACGUCGAUGAAGAAUUUUUAUUUGAUAGAGGAUUAGGUCAUGAAAAUAUUUUAGUGGGCCCAGCUGUAAUUCGUGCUGUAAUGGUUACCGAUUAUGAGUGUACUAAACCGUUUGCGUCAGUGUUUAUAAGAUGUUACCCACCUUACAGUUCUGCGUAUAGGAAAGAGGACACUUCAGAAAGUUACACUUUUCAUCAUCCGGAACAAACGUUAGCCGAACCGUUUACCGGCAGAGUUUCUGUAUACGAUGGUGGUGGUUAUCAAGAAAAAUUAGGCACUACUUAUGAGGAGAGUAGAAAUAUUACAAGGCGACUUAAAAAUCAGAGAUAUAUCUUAAAAGGAACUCGAGCGGUGUUUAUCGACGCUGCUUAUUACAACCCUAGUAUUAAUUUAUUUUGCUCUGUCAAAUUUCUUUUUGAAUUACCCGCCGGUGGGGGUGUUGUACCUUCAGCCUACUUUUACACAUUGAAAUUAACUCGAGUGAGCAUGCGAGAUUACAUCAACGCCGGCUUUCAAAUUGUAUUUCUGAUCUUCAUUUUAUUUUUUAUCCUUGAAGCUUUUCGAAGCAUGUGUUUUGUCAAAUUGGAGUAUUUUCGUUCGUUUUGGAAUAUAAUAAACAUCGUUAUAUUUAUUGCUUGUAUUAAAUAUUUUUAUUAUUUUUUUACUCAAAUGGUGGCGAUGCACGAAGUGAUUCAAGCGAUGAAAAAAGAUAGGAGUGAAUAUAUUAGCUUUCAAACAAUUACCAGAUAUGAGAUUUCUAUGCGUAAUUAUUUGGCGGUGGUGAUCUUUUUGGUUUAUUUCAAGAUUUUUAAAUAUCUCAGUUUUAAUUUUACCAUGACUAUUUUGAACAAAACGAUUGAAAAGUGUUUAGAGGAUGUUUUUGCAUUUGCCUUAAUGUUCUUCGUAAUGUUUAUGGCUUUCGCGUUAUUUGGCUCUUUAUGUUUUGGAAAUCAAAUUGUUCAUUUUUCUACGAUACCUUUGGCGAUGUUUACUUUGUUACGAACGAUGUUGGGCGAUUUUGAUUACAACGAAUUUGAAGACGCCGAUAGAUAUGUUGCACAACUUUAUUACCUUCUUUAUAUAUUUUCAGUUUUUCUUAUUUUAUUAAAUUUGUUUUUGGCUAUUAUUAACGACACCUACAGCGAUGCUAAAACUGAAUUAACAACAUCAGCCCCUGAAAGAAGAGUUGCUGAUUAUUGGAAAACUGGUUUAUAUAAUAUAAUGGUUGGAAUAGGUUGUAAAAGAAUUGCUCCAAAAGCUUUAGUCGCGGGGGGUCGCGUAAAUCCUUCGGCUAAAGAAGUUCGCGCAGCUUUAAAACGAAUUGGUUAUUCAGAAUUGGACAUUGAUUUAUUUUUGGGUCGUUACAAUAUCGACCCUGAUUCUCAAGUUCGCGUUAAAGAUGUUUCAAAACUGCUUGCUCAUUUAAAAGCUAACGUUCCUAAUAGGUAUUUGCCGAAAAUUCACCCUUCUAAAGACGUAAAUCCACCGGCGAUUGUGGCUUUGGAUGAUUUCUCCGAGCAACAAAGUCGCUUGGUUUUAAUUGAGAAUAUGAUGCUGAAGUUGGGUGAUAAAUUAGAUGCGCUUUUAGAAAGAUUGGGAACGAUUAAGGAUCCAGAUAAGGCAACCUCAAGUGAAUCAACUAUGUAGAGUCGUUGUUUUGAUUAGUUUUUUGAUUAGUAGUCUUGAAUUUAACUCUUUAAUUAAAUUUAUUACAAUUUUA